AUGGCACGCUCACCUAACAAGGACGAUGCGGUCAUCAUCGUCGGGGCCGGCAUCUUUGGUCUCAGCACCGCGUUGCACCUGUCUCGCCGGGGAUACAAGAACGUCACCGUCUAUGACAAACAGCCCUACCACGAAAGUCUGUACUCGUAUUUUAAAGGCGCCGAUGGAGCCUCUGCAGACAUGAACAAAAUCAUCAGAUCUGCUUAUGGCGCACAAACGGAGUACCAAGGGUUGACCAUUGAGGCGCUAGAGGGCUGGACCGCUUGGAACGAGGAGCUGGCAAGCGGGAAGACAGUCCCACCCGGCCUAACCACCAACGACCGCGUAUUUGUCAAUAACGGCAACCUGUCACUCUCAGACUCAGCAGCCCUGCCGCAAUUCGAGCAGGACACCGUUGACAACAUGGAGGCAGCAGGGCAUCGAAAUACUCAACUGAUCACCAUUGAUGAGAAACAUCAAAAGAUCGCUGCUGAAAAAGGAUGGUCGUUCGGAAUGGACCCGUUCCGACGUUUGCAAAGAGGCCUCAAUGCGGCCGGCGUUCUCGACACGACGGGAGGCAUGGCCGUGGCUGACAAGGCCUGUCGUUUUGCGCUGCAUAAGGCAGGAGGUCAGGGCGUCAAGUUUGUGUUAGAUUCGCAAGCUGGUGCCCUUGUCUCGUUGAUUUACGAGGGGAAGAAGGUUGUCGGGAUCAACACCCGAGACGGCAAGGAGCACUAUGCGAAGCUGACUAUUCUGGCGUGUGGUGGCUGGACACCUUCUUUACUCCCAGCCAUGGACGGUCUGUGUGAGACGACGGCAGGAUCGGUGGUGCUGCUCAAAAUACCCCGUGAAUCGCCGUUGUUUACUCGUUUCGCACCCGAAAACUUCCCAACCUUCACUUACAAGGUGAGGGACGGCGCUGAAGGUGGUCUGUACGGGUUCCCUAGGGAUGAGAAUGGCUGGCUGAAGAUCGGCUAUCGCGGAACCAAAUACACAAACCCCGUCAAGCAAGCUGACGGCGAGGAACGCAGCGUACCCGUAACACGGUGGUCGAGUGCAUCGGCGCCUAGCGAUCCUAACGAAGCGACUAAUGAGCGCCUGACGACGAUUCCCCAGCAAGCUCUGAAAGUUUUGCGCUUAUUCUUGGCAGAGAAUCUCCCGGAGCUAGGCACCGAAGGCAUCGAUAUCUCUUUCACUAGAGUGUGUUGGUAUACGGACAGCUACGAUAAUCAUUUUGUGAUUGACCAUGUCCCCGACACCGAGGAGUCACUUAUGGUUGCGACUGGCGGGAGUGGACACGCGUUCAAGUAUCUUCCCAACAUUGGUAACUGGGUCGUAGAUGCAGUGGAAAAGAAGGGCCAAGACCAGAUUCCACCAAAGCUUUGGAAGUGGAGACAGAUUGGGAAGCAGGAGGAGCCGUAUAAUGUCUUAAUGAAAGGAAGCAAAGGCCCGACAGCUCUCGGCAACGUGCCUUUGGCUGCCGAGAUCGAGGUAUCUGGCAGUGUCAAAUCUAGGUUGUAG
Molecule: messenger RNA, 1500 nt
Organism: Colletotrichum abscissum
Lineage: Eukaryota; Fungi; Ascomycota; Sordariomycetes; Glomerellales; Glomerellaceae
Exons: 2
Coding region: 1-1500 (499 amino acids)
Molecular function (GO): flavin adenine dinucleotide binding; sarcosine oxidase activity
Source: RefSeq, a predicted model, not a curated record